UCUGUCAAUACGUGAAAGCUUAUUUCUCUACAUCUACCAGGAGCAUCUCUACAUCUACAACGACCUGACUCACUCGUAAUCAAAUAUCAACAUGUCUCAACUUGUCGGCAAAUGGAAACUCGACCGAAGUGAAAACUUCGAGGAAUUCCUGAUGGCCAUAGACGUUGGAGCCAUACAGAGAAAGGUGAUGAGCAAAGUGUCGCCUGUAACCGAGAUCACCAACGACGACCAAGGAAACUGGAAAAUCGAAAUCAGCACAGCCAUCAAAACGAAUGUGAGCACAUUCAAACUGGGGGAAGUAUUUGACGACUGCAGCCCAAGUGGAGGAACUAGAAAGGCAAUAGCGUCACUAGAGGGCGACACUUUGGUUGUGAAUCCACACGAGGACCCAGAGGGAGCAACAAUAACCAGGGAAAUCGUGGACGGUGAAUUGGUGAUGACACUUGCCAAGGGAGGUGCAAUAGCUAAGCGAUUCUUCAAGAAGGCUUGAUAUGUGAAUAUCACGUGUAUUAGACAUUAAUCGCAAGAUGACCUGACUACCAUUCUUUUAUUUAUGACUCUUAUCUAUGAAAUUUACAACAAACUCUUGGAACAAAACCUGAUGGUUAUUUCGACGUGAUGCUCAUUGUACAAUAUAUCGACACGACAAGUCUUGUUUCUAUGACAACUCUGUUUGUUGGAACACAUUUCAUUGUGGCAUAAGCAAUCAAUCAUGUGAUGUGAAUGUUUACACACGGAUGUUAAAAGCGACUGAGUGGGGUUCCCAUCAUUGAAAAAAAAUGUCUUUAUUUGGUCGACUGGGCUCCGCAGUGUAUCAUUUGCAAACUGUUGAUAUAAACUAGUAAUAUUUUAAAUAAAAUGAAUUGUCAUGUACAUUCAUUGCAACAUUAUAGAAGCCAUUGUGGUUCUUAGUGAUUAAGACAUAAAUGGCCGAUCGACUCUUUGUCAUUCGUCCCCAUUCGUCCAUUUAUCUGAAAAUUAUCAUAUUCAUGUAUUAAUUUAUUAUGACUUAGAAAUAAAUGGUCGUCAUAAAAUCCA
Molecule: messenger RNA, 1038 nt
Organism: Saccoglossus kowalevskii
Lineage: Eukaryota; Metazoa; Hemichordata; Enteropneusta; Harrimaniidae
Product: fatty acid-binding protein, muscle-like
Molecular function (GO): lipid binding
Source: RefSeq, a predicted model, not a curated record